Xenia sp. Carnegie-2017 is the source of this 1017-nucleotide messenger RNA. Its product is annotated as AMMECR1-like protein. Bases 52 to 684 code for a protein of 210 amino acids. The record is from RefSeq and is a predicted model, not a curated record. Lineage: Eukaryota; Metazoa; Cnidaria; Anthozoa; Malacalcyonacea; Xeniidae. The transcript is spliced from 5 exons.
CAGUAGUGACUUUAAUAGGGAAUAUUUAAUCAGAAGCGAGUUUAUUUUAUAAUGAGUUGUUGGCAAGGACGAAAUGCUUCUUUUAGCCAACAAACAGAUCAAAUAGUUAAUAAAGAAAUGGCUUUCUUUUGUUUUGAUGUAUUGCAAGCACAUUUAAAGCGUUUAGGAUCACCGCAACCACCAAAAUUCACUAACUCAGCUUUUCCUUUGUUUGUCACGUGGAAAAUAAGCAAUGGCUCUGAAAAAAAGCUACGUGGUUGUAUUGGAACAUUUACUGCAAUUAAUUUACAUGUUGGUUUAAAAGACUAUACAUUAUCCAGUGCCUUGAGAGAUAAUCGAUUUUCUCCUGUAACACUUGAUGAGUUGUGUAGAUUGUCGUGCUCGGUGUCAUUGUUAACAAAUUUUGAAGAUGGAGAUAACUGUUUUGAUUGGGAGAUUGGUGUUCAUGGUAUAAGGAUAGAAUUUUAUAAUGAAAAAGGACACAAAAAGACAGCAACAUAUCUACCGGAGGUGGCUAAAGAACAAGGUUGGACCAAAGUUGAAGCAAUUGACUCGCUCUUGCGAAAAGGAGGCUUCAGAGGUACAAUAACGCCACAAGUUCGUAAUGCUACCAAGCUAGUUAGGUAUCGUAGUGAGAAGGUUUCUGUUCAUUAUAGUGAGUACAUCAGCUCCAAACAACGUUAGAAUUCUUCAUUACUAUUUUAUCUUUUAUUAUAUUUAUACACAAUUAUAAAGAACGAUAGGAUAUUUUAAAAUUGUUGUUAAUCACCAAGAAGGUCUUAUUUUCACAAGUUUUCGAUUGACGUUAUUGAAAAUACUUAGCUUUCCAAAUAUCUUAUUUUAUUUAAUACUCAUUUUACGAAGAGUGCUGCUUUAUCAUGUAAUAUUUGCAGUUACCCAUGUCAUUUGAAAAUACUUGCUAGGGUUGAAAGCUUUUGAUCUCAAUCAUGUAUGAAACUUAUUGUAUUUAAUGUACAUUUUGCAAACAAAUAAAAGGUGAUGGAUGUUUACAGUUUA